AUGGACGUGGACGUGGACGUGGACGUGAACGUGGUCGUGGACAUGGACGUGGACGUGGACGUGGACAUGGACGUAGACGUGGACGUUGACGUGGUCGUUGACUUGGACGUGGAGGUGGACGUGGACGUGGUCGUGGACGUGGACGUGGACGUGGACGUGGACGUGGACAUGGACGUGGAUAUCGACGUGGACGUGGACCUGGACAUGGUCGUGGACGUGGUCGUGGACGUGGACGUGGUCGUGCACGUGGACGUGGACGUGGUCGUGGACGUGGACGUGGACAUGGACGUGGACGUAGUCGUGGACGUGGUCAUGGACGUGGAGGAUUUGGACGUGGAGGACUUGGACGUGGACGUGGACGUGGACGUGGACGUGGUCAUGGACGUGGAGGACUUGGACAUGGACGUGGACGUGGACGUGGUCGUGGUCGUGGACGUGGUCGUGGACGUGGACGUGGUCGUGGACGUGGUCGUGGACGUGGACGUGGUCGUGGACGUGGUCGUGGACGUGGACGUGGACGUGGUCGUGGACGUGGAGGACUUGGACGUGGAGGACUUGGACACAUGGUCGUGGACCUUGACGUGGACGUGGUCGUGGUCGUGGACGUGGUCGUGGACGUGGACAUGGACGUGGACGUGGACGUUGACGUGGACGUGGACGUGGACAUGGACGUGGACGUGGACGUGGUCGUGGACAUGGACGUGGACGUGGACGUGGACGUGGACGUGGGCGUUGACGUGGGCGUGGACGUGGACGUGGACGUGGACGUGGGCGUUGACGUGGUCGUGGACGUGGUUGUGGACGUGGACGUGGACGUGGACAUUGAUACGUGGACGUGGACAUGGACGUGGUCGUGGACAUGGACGUGGACGUGGACGUGGACGUGGUCGUGGACGUGGACGUGGACGUGGACGUGGACGUGGACGUGGACGUGCACGUGGACGUGGACGUGAACGUGAACGUGGACGUGGACGUGGACGUGAACGUGAACGUGAACGUGAACGUGGACGUGGACGUGAACGUGGACGUGGACGUGGACGUGAACGUGAACGUGGACGUGCACGUGCACGUGGACGUGAACGUGAACGUGGACACAUGGUCGUGGACCUUGACGUGGACGUGGUCGUGGUCGUGGACGUGGUCGUGGACGUGGACAUGGACGUGGACGUGGACGUGGACAUGGACGUGGACGUGGACGUGGACGUGGACGUGGACGUGGACAUGAACGUGGAUGUGGACAUGGACGUGGAUGUGGUCGUGGUCGUAGACGUGGACGUGGACGUGGACGUGAACGUGUACGUGGACGUGGAGGACGUGGAUGUGGAGGACGUGGACGUGGACGUGGAGGACGUGGACGUGGACGUGGACGUGGACGUGGUCGUGGACAUGGAGGUUGACGUGGACGUGGACGUGGUCGUGGACGUGGAGGUUGACGUGGACGUGGACGUGGUCGUGGACGUGGAGGACUUGGACGUGGACAUGGAUGUGGACGUGGACGUGGACGUGGACGUGGACAUGGUCGUGGACGUGGACGUGGACGUGGACGUGGACGUGGACGUGGACAUGGACGUGGACGUGGACGUGGACGUGGACGUGAACGUGGACGUGGACGUGAACGUGAACGUGAACGUGAACGUGAACGUGGACGUGGACGUGAACGUGGACGUGGACGUGGACGUGAACGUGGACGUGAACGUGAACGUGGACGUGCACGUGCACGUGGACGUGAACGUGAACGUGGACGUGAACGUGGACGUGGACGUGGACGUGGUCGCGGACGUGGACUUGGACGUGGACGCGGACGUGGACAUGAACGUGGAUGUGGACAUGGACGUGGAUGUGGUCGUGGUCGUAGACGUGGACGUGGACGUGGACGUGAACGUGUACGUGGACGUGGAGGACGUGGAUGUGGAGGACGUGGACGUGGACGUGGAGGACGUGGACGUGGACGUGGACGUGGACGUGGUCGUGGACAUGGAGGUUGACGUGGACGUGGACGUGGUCGUGGACGUGGAGGUUGACGUGGACGUGGACGUGGUCGUGGACGUGGAGGACUUGGACGUGGACAUGGAUGUGGACGUGGACGUGGACGUGGACGUGGACGUGGACAUGGUCGUGGACGUGGACGUGGACGUGGACGUGGACGUGGACGUGGACAUGGACGUGGACGUGGACGUGGACGUGGACGUGGACGUGAACGUGGACGUGGACGUGAACGUGAACGUGAACGUGAACGUGGACGUGGACGUGAACGUGGACGUGGACGUGGACGUGAACGUGGACGUGAACGUGAACGUGGACGUGCACGUGCACGUGGACGUGAACGUGAACGUGGACGUGAACGUGGACGUGGACGUGGACGUGGUCGCGGACGUGGACUUGGACGUGGACGCGGACGUGGACGUGGACGUGGACGUGAACAUUGAUACGUGGACGUGGACGUGA
Molecule: messenger RNA, 2445 nt
Organism: Closterium sp. NIES-65
Lineage: Eukaryota; Viridiplantae; Streptophyta; Zygnematophyceae; Desmidiales; Closteriaceae
Source: the annotation of a GenBank genome assembly